GAAGUGACGCUGAUGGUGUCGCUGUCAUUUUGGUUCGUGCGAGAUAAAUCAGCGUUAAGUUUCAAAAACUAUGGUGACGAAUUGCCACUAAACCAAAUAAUAAAAACGUUGUUGAGUUUGACAUUAACAUUCACUUUAAUUUCGUAAAAAAUGCUCACAGAUUAAACUAAUUAUGGUCGUAUCGUUGCUUUAAAGCCUUUUAACGACCUUGUUACAGCCCUGAAUGAGGCUUGAGUGACUGAAGGACAAUUUUAGGAGGAAUAAUGCAGAGAGCUUUCACACAGGCAGUGAGAUUUUCUUCAGCUCUGCAGUGUCCAGUCCUACAUUCACCCAGAUGGCUGCACACGAACCAUGCGCUCUGGGCUGGACAUAACAAAUGGUCCAAAGUAAAGGACAUUAAAAUACCCAAAGAUGCUGCUCGAGCCCGGAUGAUCGCCAAGUACACCAUGAUGAUUCGGAUCGCAGUCAGAGAGGGAGGACCCAAUCCAGAAUUUAACAUUGGCUUGGCACAGCUUUUGGAACAGUGCCGGAACAAGAAUCUACCGAAAGCCACUGUAGAAGGAGCAAUAAAAGGAGCUAAGUCUAAACCAGGAACGCAGCAUCUCUAUGAGGCCACAGGUCCGGGUGGCUGCACGUUACUUAUCGAGAUUUUGACUGACAACAACACACGAUCCCAUCAAGAAAUAAAGCGCAUCAUGACCAAACAUGGUGGGGCGCUAUGUGAAGGAGGACGUCGUAACUUUGACAGGAAAGGUGUUGUGUCAGCAUCCAGAGAUGACAUCACUUUUGAGAAAGCUCUAGAGCUGGCCAUUGAGGCAGGUGCUGAAGAUGUACAGGAGACUGAGGAUGAGGAGGAGAGACCUAUACUACAGUUUAUUUGUGAUAUGGCGUCAAUGAAGGCUGUUCGGAGCGCUCUAGAAAGUCUGGGGGUUCGCACACUUUCAUCUGGUCUGGAGUUUAUUUCUCACACGCCAUCUCUCUUGAAUCAGACUCAGUUGGAGACAGCAUCAUCCCUGCUGGAAGCUCUCAAUGACAGCCCUGAUGUGGUUCGAGUGUGGGAUAACAUCCAGGCACAGAAUUAGCACUCACAGGAAGAGAUGAGAUUGAUAUACAGUACAGAAGGGUUCACAGAUAGAUUGAUCCACCUGCUUAAAGAGCCUUAAUAUAUCAGAAACUGUCUUUGUUUAAUGCAUAAUGUCUCACUGGACCUUGAUGUCAGGAAAGACGUUUUACUCAUGGAUAUGAAAAUGUGCAGAGUUCGAAUAUUGAAUUGAAUGGAGUUUUAUUAAUAGAUGUGUAUGAAAAUACUACUUGAAUGUUUAUUGAAAAGUAAAGAGAUAGUUAACACAAAAAUAAAAAACAUGUCACCUUUUA
Misgurnus anguillicaudatus (oriental weatherfish) is the source of this 1374-nucleotide messenger RNA. RefSeq names its product translational activator of mitochondrially encoded cytochrome c oxidase I (gene taco1). The record is from RefSeq and is a predicted model, not a curated record. Lineage: Eukaryota; Metazoa; Chordata; Actinopteri; Cypriniformes; Cobitidae. Gene Ontology annotation, cellular component: mitochondrion.